CACGAGGGCGGGCGGCGGAGCGGCGGGAGCGGCGGACGCGGGGCAGGGGUGAGGCGGCGAGUGGCUCCGGGGAGCCCAGGCUGGCUCCAUGUAUCCCGAAUCCACCACUGACUCCCCAGCGCGACUCUCGCUGCGGCAGACGGGCUCCCCAGGGAUGAUUUACAGCGCGAGAUACGGGAGCCCCAAGCGCCAGCUCCAGUUCUACAGGAACCUCGGGAAGUCUGGGCUGCGUGUGUCCUGCCUGGGUCUGGGAACAUGGGUGACUUUCGGAGGGCAGAUCACAGAUGAGAUGGCAGAGCAGCUGAUGACUUUAGCUUAUGACAACGGCAUUAAUCUCUUCGACACGGCAGAAGUCUAUGCUGCUGGCAAGGCCGAGGUGGUGCUGGGAAAUAUCAUCAAGAAGAAAGGGUGGAGACGGUCCAGCCUGGUCAUCACCACCAAAAUCUUCUGGGGAGGAAAGGCUGAGACAGAGAGGGGCCUGUCCCGAAAACACAUCAUAGAAGGUCUGAAGGCAUCUCUGGAGCGGCUACAGCUAGAGUACGUGGACGUGGUGUUUGCCAACCGGCCCGACCCCAACACGCCGAUGGAAGAGACAGUGCGAGCCAUGACCCAUGUCAUCAACCAGGGGAUGGCCAUGUACUGGGGGACCUCGCGCUGGAGCUCCAUGGAGAUCAUGGAGGCGUACUCGGUGGCCCGGCAGUUCAACCUCAUUCCACCCAUCUGCGAGCAGGCCGAGUACCACAUGUUCCAGCGGGAAAAGGUGGAGGUGCAGCUUCCUGAGCUCUUCCACAAGAUAGGUGUUGGAGCCAUGACCUGGUCCCCACUGGCCUGUGGCAUCGUCUCAGGGAAGUAUGAUGGGGGCAUCCCCCCCUACUCCCGUGCAUCGCUAAAGGGAUACCAGUGGCUGAAGGAUAAGAUCCUGAGUGAAGAGGGCCGGCGGCAGCAGGCAAAGCUGAAGGAGCUGCAGGCCAUCGCUGAGCGCCUGGGCUGCACCCUGCCCCAGCUCGCCAUUGCCUGGUGCCUGCGCAACGAGGGUGUCAGCUCCGUCUUACUGGGGGCCUCCAAUGCCGACCAGCUGAUGGAGAAUAUUGGAGCAAUACAGGUCCUUCCAAAGCUGUCGUCUUCCAUCGUCCACGAGAUCGAUAGCAUCCUGGGCAACAAACCAUACAGCAAGAAGGACUACAGAUCCUAAGCGCGCCCGAGCACGCCGCGCAGCCCUCGCCGCCCGUUCGCUUGCUUACGCUUUGUUGGAGCAAAGUGGAGAGUGUGGUUUGCACCGAGAGCCAGCGCUCCACCCGCGCUGCCCCGGACGUGGCGCCGCGGCCGCCCGGCCUGGCUCUGCGGCGCAGGGACGGCCGGCGGGAGGCGAGCCCCGAGCCGCCCUGCCCGCAGCCGGACCCGUUGCAUGAGUGGCUCCUGCCUCCACGUUGGCGGUGGGCGCGGGGUGCACGCGGGUGCUGUACGCCCACGAGGCCGACAACACGAAGCUGUUCCCCA
This is a messenger RNA of Serinus canaria (Common canary), 1497 nucleotides long. RefSeq names its product potassium voltage-gated channel subfamily A regulatory beta subunit 2 (gene KCNAB2). NCBI's taxonomy places the organism in Eukaryota, Metazoa, Chordata, Aves, Passeriformes, Fringillidae. The record is from RefSeq and is a predicted model, not a curated record. The coding region runs from base 89 to 1192 and encodes 367 amino acids. Gene Ontology annotation, molecular function: voltage-gated potassium channel activity; transmembrane transporter binding; potassium channel regulator activity. Gene Ontology annotation, biological process: regulation of potassium ion transmembrane transport; regulation of action potential; potassium ion transport. Gene Ontology annotation, cellular component: membrane; voltage-gated potassium channel complex; juxtaparanode region of axon. The transcript is spliced from 16 exons.